This is a messenger RNA of Peromyscus leucopus (white-footed mouse), 1218 nucleotides long. RefSeq names its product prothymosin alpha (gene Ptma). Bases 203 to 535 code for a protein of 110 amino acids. The record is from RefSeq and is a predicted model, not a curated record. Gene Ontology annotation, cellular component: nucleus. Gene Ontology annotation, biological process: positive regulation of transcription by RNA polymerase II; negative regulation of apoptotic process. The transcript has 5 exons. Gene Ontology annotation, molecular function: histone binding. NCBI's taxonomy places the organism in Eukaryota, Metazoa, Chordata, Mammalia, Rodentia, Cricetidae.
GGCGCCGCGUGAGUCCCCCACUGGCUGCUCCGAAAAGCCAUCUUUGCAUUGUUCCCGGGCCCUGCUCCGCGCUCGCUGCAGCCGCCUUCGCCGCCCGCCUCCUCCUCCUCCUCCGCGGCGGACUCCGGCAGCCUCCUCGCCAGAGUCCUCGAACUCGGUUCCUCGCCCCCCUCGCUGCAGCGCAUCACCGGCGUGCCCCACCAUGUCAGACGCGGCCGUGGACACCAGCUCCGAGAUCACCACCAAGGACUUGAAGGAGAAGAAGGAAGUUGUGGAGGAGGCAGAGAAUGGAAGAGACGCACCUGCCAACGGGAAUGCUAAUGAGGAGAAUGGGGAGCAGGAGGCUGAAAACGAGGUAGAUGAAGAGGAGGAGGAAGGUGGGGAGGAAGAGGAGGAGGAGGAAGAAGGCGACGGUGAGGAAGAGGAUGGAGAUGAAGAUGAGGAAGCUGAGGCCCCUACGGGCAAGCGGGUAGCUGAAGAUGAUGAGGAUGACGAUGUUGACACCAAGAAGCAGAAGACUGACGAGGAUGACUAGACAGCAAAAGGAAAAGCUAAACUUAAGGCCGCCGUGACCUAUUCACCCUCCACUUCCCGUCUCAGAAUUUAAACGUGGUCACCUUCGAGUAGAGGAGCAGGCCCGCCCGCCCACAGCGGGCAAUGCCACCCACACGACAUGGCGCUCUCCACCACCCCACCAAAACCACAUGAAUUUGCAACAGGGGAGGAAAAAAGAACCAAAACUUCCAAGGCCCUGCUUUUUUUCUUAAAAAUACUUUAAAAGGAAAAUUUGUUUGUAUUUUUUAUUUACAUUUUAUAUUUUUGUACAUAUUGUUAAGGGUCAGCCAUUUUUAAUGAUAACGGGUGACCAGACCAGCCUUCAGAGCGUUCUCUGUCCUACUUCAGACCUUACUUGUGGUGUGACCAUGUUCAUUAUAAUCUCAAAGGAGAAAAAAAAACCUUGUAAAAAAAACAAAAACAACAACAAAAAAACAAUCUUAUUCCGAGCAUUCCAGUAACUUUUUUUGUGUAUGUACCUAGCUGUACUAUAAGUAGUUGGUUUGUAUGAGAUGGUUAAAAAGGCCAAAGAUAAAAGGUUUCUUUUUUUCCUUCCUUUUUUUUUGUCUAUGAAGUUGCUGUUUAUUUUUUUGGCCUGUUGAUGUAUGUGUGAAACAACGUCCAACAAUAAACCGGGGUUUUAUUUUGCUGAGUUUGUUCUAA